This is a messenger RNA of Bufo gargarizans (Asiatic toad), 3732 nucleotides long. It is a transcript of the gene WNT6, whose product is annotated as Wnt family member 6. Gene Ontology annotation, cellular component: extracellular region. NCBI's taxonomy places the organism in Eukaryota, Metazoa, Chordata, Amphibia, Anura, Bufonidae. The transcript has 4 exons. Gene Ontology annotation, biological process: canonical Wnt signaling pathway; multicellular organism development; cell fate commitment. The coding region runs from base 269 to 1333 and encodes 354 amino acids. The record is from RefSeq and is a predicted model, not a curated record. Gene Ontology annotation, molecular function: frizzled binding; cytokine activity.
CUGGAGCUACCUGGAUUUUGUAGCCCCCCUGUCCCCAGAGCUCCAGCACAUGCUGAGUAAAGCUACUGUCCUCCCACCUCUUCUCCAUCCCCAUAGGGAGAAAAAGUGAACAAUCCAGGCAUUCCUAGGAGUUUUCUACUUGUUGAUGUAGCUCCUUGUGAGUUCUUGGCUGCCUCCCCUUGAUUACACUGAGGAAGAAGCAGAAGGAGCUAUAUAUCCAUCUCAUCUGUCUUGUGAAAUUGUCUCACUCACCUUUGCCAGAGCCACCAUGAUGCCCCUGUCCAGGACUCAGCUGGGUCUCUUCUUCAUACUCCUGUGUCCUGCAAACAUCAUAGGACUGUGGUGGGCAGUUGGCAGCCCCUUGGUGAUGGACCCCAACAGCAUCUGCAGGAAAACCAAGCGCCUGGCCGGCAAACAGGCCGAGCUGUGCCAAACGGAACCAGAGAUCGUCAGCGAGGUGGCUAAGGGUGCCAAGAUGGCAGUGCGAGAGUGUCAGCACCAGUUCAGGUCCAGGCGGUGGAACUGCACCAGUCACAACAAGUAUUUUGGAAAGAUCCUGCAGCAAGAUAUCCGGGAGACGGCCUUUGUUUACGCCAUAACUGCGGCCGGGGUGAUCCACGCGGUGACGCAGGCUUGCAGCAUGGGGGAGCUGAUGCAGUGUGGCUGCGAAGUGACACGGAACUGGGCGCCGCCGCCGCCUCUCGCCAUUGGACCAGGGGCAGAUGGAUCGUCGUGGGAGUGGGGAGGCUGCGGCGACGACGUGGAGUACGGCUAUGAGAAGUCGCGGCAGUUCAUGGACGCAAAGAGAAAAAAGGGGAAAAGCGACAUCCGCACCUUGAUUGACCUGCAUAACAAUGAAGCAGGAAGGCUGGCGGUGAAGCACUACAUGAGGACGGAGUGUAAAUGCCACGGCCUCUCCGGCUCCUGCACGCUGCGUACCUGCUGGAAGAAAAUGCCGCACUUCCGGGAAGUAGGAGACCGACUGCUUGAGCGAUUCAACGGGGCCUUUAAAGUUAUGGGAGGCAAUGACGGCAAGACAAUAAUUCCAGUCGGACACAACAUCAAACCCCCCGACAAACAAGACUUGAUUUACUCCGCCGACUCCCCUGAUUUCUGCCAAGCCAACCGAAAAACCGGUUCCCCAGGGACACGGGGCCGUGUUUGUAACAGCACCGCUCUGGACGUUGGGGGGUGUGACCUGCUGUGCUGCGGGAGGGGGUAUCGGGAGGAAACUGUGGUAGUGGAGGAGAGCUGCCUGUGCCGCUUCCACUGGUGCUGCGUGGUAAACUGCAAUAAAUGCACUGAAAGGAAAGAGCUCAGUAUGUGCCUAUGAGAUGGACUGGAAGGAGAAAGGAGCCCCAAAAUGGCUCUGCUGUCCUCAUGGGGGCACCUGGAGGUCGACCCAGGACUCUGGCCUAGAUGCCCCCACUAAAAACAGAGCUGGUGGACUAAAGUGACAUGGGGAAUAAGACUGUCACAUGACUGUGCCUCAUAGCAGAUGAACACAAGGGCGUGUCCUCAAAGAGACUCAUUACCUGAAUAGGGGGCAACAAAAAAGUAUCAUUUUAUAGAUAAUAUAUAUAUAUAUGUAUGUAUGUAAACGUAUACACAGGAGCAGAAGUAUAAUUUCUCCACUAAAUGCCGAGCGACGUUUCAUAGUGUCUGCAAAACCGUCAUUCGGAGCCGGACUAGGUGCACCCAGCGGCGGGGCAAGUGCAUUAGGUCUAGCACCGAGCAGCUUCUCCCCCAUUAAGUCAUUCUGAAAUCCCAAACCAGUACCGAACACCUAGAUCUGCAUGAUGUUUGGAUGGGGAAGGGGUGAUUGGUGACCCCACUUAUGGGCAGCCAACUGCAGGCAUGCAACAGGGCUAAUGUCUGGUAGCAUUACUCUGCCUUAAAUGGGCGCCCACAUUUUUUUUUCCUGUAGGGCCUUCCCCUUACGGUGCAGUCGAAGUUGGCAAUUUCACUGGAAACCGUCUAAUGUGUAUAGGGGUGUCCCUACAUGGAUCAUGGAGGUUAGAAGGAUCGGGCAGCUGGAUUUCAACAUGUCUGAUCCAGGCCUAGAAGUGGCCUAUUCUCCUCACACACAUGCACACCGGGCCAGGCAGGGGAUGCAUGUGCAUAGAGCAGGCAUGCUCAACCUGCGGCCCUCCAGCUGUUGCAAAACUACAACUCCCAUCAUUCCUGGACAGCCUACAGCAGGGCAUGGUGGGUGUUGUAGUUUUACAACAGCUGGAGGGCCGCAGGUUGAGCAUGCCUGGUAUAGAGGGUUCUGGAGAAAGAGCUGCCUGGUGCAUGAGCGUUGGCCAAGCAGUAAUUGCUACCACAGUGUGUCCUAGAAGAUGACCAAUGCAAAUCACCUCUGCCCCAAAAGUAUUACCCUGCCCAGAAUAUCCCCAUUAUCUCCACCAGCACUGCCUUUAUUUGUGGUCAAUACCAGUAUUCAAUUAACCAUAGAGGAAUUUUAAAGGGAUAUUUCCAUCUUGUACAGGGAUGGCAUAUUGCUGGGGGGGUCUGACCACCAAGCCAGAGAAUUAAGGGGCCACAGUGCUGUAUCCCUUCCCUGCACGGCAGGGCCCCCGGCCUCCCACUAGCCAGAAACUGUAGUGUGGCCCCUAUGCUGGCUGCACAGUCAUAUAUAUACGUCUGGGGGGACUGAUGCAGCUCUUGACCCCUUCAUUCCCAGAGGUCAUAUCUCCACCAGUCAUACCAUAUCCUAGCAAUAUACCAUCACUGUACAAGACGGGAAUAUCCCUUUAAGAAGAAUACACUCUGGUCAUCAAUGCAGGCGCUUGCCUUCCCGCCUGCAUCAUCAUCCAUGAUCUUGCAAGGUUGCACCAUUAUUAGUAUGUGCCAUUAACAUUGGCGUCAGCGGAAUGAAUCCCGGGGGGGCCCUGCUACUGAGCACUCGAAGUGCUGGACCAUCAAAUGCCGAACUAAUGGAUGCAAUGUGAUGAGCUCUUCAAUGCUGAAAAAUAUCAGGACUUUCAUGCCAGUGGUGACCCAAGGUAGGAUAAGUCCACUGAGCGGUAUGGACCACAUGAAAUACUACUUGCGCUCAUGAGAUGAGAUUAACUGCAGGUACUCCUAUCAUCCCCGGCGGAGAGCCGCCAUCUUUCUAACCUCAGAGCCCUAUGGCUAUACACGCAGCACUUAUUCUCCAGCCUGUGGGACGUCUUCCAUCUUCAGACCUGAUCCUGGUUUGAUGUUUUUUAACUGUGAAAAAGUAAUUCUAAGAAUUUGUCGCCAUUGGCAAAAGGGAAACAUAAACCCUUCAAAAUCGGAGGAGGGCGCUCCCUGUACGGAUACGCGGCAGGGGGGUGCACGAGCAACAUGUAAAAGGGAUUUGUGGGUUUUUAUAUAAAUGAAGCUCAAACGAAAAGUUCUGCAACGUUGUAAUUUACUUUAUGUUUUGAUUCUUACUACCAUUUUCAAGAUCUCUGCUUGCUGUCAGUGAAUGAGACCAUUCUUGUUUACAUCCAAAAUCUGAUGCCUGUGUUCACACUCCCGUCUUGACGGCUAUAAUAGAUCCACUGUGUGACAUCCUCAUAGAUUACAGCAAAGAAUAAUUGAUGCCAAUGUGAACGGAGCUUUGUGCUUCUCACAGCUAAGCGUUUGCUACAAUUGUAUCCAGUCUAGACAAUCCUCUGUGAACUAAACAGUGAGGCCUCUUUCACACGAGCGUGUCCGGAUAAGUUCAAUGCGUUUUGCACGCGCGUGAUAAAAAACUGA